CCCUUUACAAUGCGACAGGGUUUUCCCCACCCACGUGUACGGUGGUCAUUAACUCUACGCUAGUAACUGCGCACAGGAGAGAAAGAAAGAGAAAUUGCUGUACGUCGGAAAGAUAAGACAAGCUUUAAAAUACCUAAUCAAGCAAGUAAAAUCUUAAUUCAAAUCGCAUCAAGCUGAUAACGGCGUGACUCAGAUAUUUGCACUGAAAGGGUGGUUCUGGUAACUGAAUCACAUGGAUCAAGCGGGGUUUUUUUGUGUAACUGGGUUUUAGAGGUUUUACUUUAGUUUGAAAUAACGCACGUGCUCAAAAGUGAACGCGCAUGCUCGUUUAAAAUUGACACGUUGGCCGCCAAUUUCCUCAGAAUGGGUUGUUUUUAUCGAAUGCUCUAUGGAAUGAACCGUUUCCAUGGCAACGCACAAAACAGUUUUCUUCGUUCGUCACUCAUAGGCUUGCUCUGGCAGUGGUUGGAAGUAUGGUUAGAAUAACGGAACAGCUAAUACGCAAAAAGUCCGAGCACAAUGAGCUCAUCAUCGGCACGCUGGAGGAGCUCUCCCUGCACCAGGAAGACAUCGAGCGCAUCGAGCACAUUGGCCACUGGUGUCGGGAGCUGAAAAUAUUGCUGCUCCAGUCGAACCUUAUCCCGCGGUUGGAAAAUCUAAAUCGGCUCAAAAAGCUCGAAUACCUCAACGUAGCGAUCAACAACAUCGAACGCAUCGAAAACCUGGAAGCGCUCGAAGCGCUCCAAAAGCUCGACCUCACGCUCAACUUUAUCGGCGAGCUGACGAGUGUCGAAAGCCUGCGGGCUAACUACAACCUUCGCGAGCUCUUUCUCACCGGCAAUCCCUGCACCGACUAUCCCGGGUACCGGGAGUACGUCAUCAUCGCUCUGCCCCAGCUCGCCCACCUCGAUGGGAAGGAAAUUACGCGCAGCGAUCGGCUGCUUGCCGCCAAACAGUUCCCAGCGCUGCGCGAAAGAAUCGUUCAGCUCGAGGCGCUGCACAAAAUCGAACGCGAUGAGCAGCGGGUGCGCGUGCAGCAAUCGAUCGAGGAGCAGGAGGCGAGCGUGCGCGACCUGCCGGACGAUGACGAGCGACGGGCGACCACCUUCUGGCAGCAGAAAAGCGAACACUGUCCGGAGACGCGCAUCCAGAUGGCAAAGUUUUCACGCCGCGCAAAGGAACAGGCAGCCGCCGGGGGGAAGAAUUUGGACCAACCGGAUGAACGGAAGCGAACGCGCCGGCUGUUUGCCGAGUGUGGCCGUCCGUACAGUUUAAACGAGCCGCGGGUGAACUUUGAGUUUCGCGAUGAGCCGGACCGGUUCGAGCUGGAUCUGCACGUGUACAAGUAUCUGGACACGUCGCUGGUGGAGGUGGACGCGCAGCCGAACUACGUGCGGGUCACGAUCAAGGGCAAGGUGUUUCAGCUUGCCCUCAAGCAGGACAUCCAGACGGACCGGUCGACCUGCCAGCGAUCGCAAACGACCGGCCACAUGCUGAUUGUAAUGCCGAAGCUUAACCCGGAACGAAUCGUUGCACCGGCGGAGGAGAAACGUCCGAACAAAGUUAACCAAUCGCAAGCCGGUGGUGACGGUUUGAAAGGUCCAGUUGACAUCCGAAGCAUCUGCGGUGGUUCAAGCCAAACGAAACAACCCCGAAUAAAUGAAGAUGAAGUACCGGACCUGAUAUAGGGGAAAACGGCCGGGAAAAGAACCGACCGUUGUGUUGCUUUAUUUCAUUGCGCCAGAGCG
Molecule: messenger RNA, 1748 nt
Organism: Anopheles arabiensis
Lineage: Eukaryota; Metazoa; Arthropoda; Insecta; Diptera; Culicidae
Gene: tilB
Product: protein tilB
Exons: 2
Coding region: 474-1688 (404 amino acids)
Biological process (GO): outer dynein arm assembly
Cellular component (GO): cytoplasm
Molecular function (GO): protein binding
Source: RefSeq, a predicted model, not a curated record